GCAGUGGCGUUUGUUUUUAGGAUAGUUACCGCGGAGCCGCUCCGAGCGCUGCAGCUGGUGCAUGCUUGAUAUGAUCGUCCGUCCAGCACCUCUUAAUUGCUAGAGCAGGCUUCAACAUAUCCUCAUCUUGCUGCUGUUUAGCACGAUGUUUGGAGCAUCCAGAUGUUUUUCUUAAUUACAAUCAAACAACCCCUGCAGUAACAAAAGUAAUAAAAGUAUUUGUUACCAUGGAUAUUGUACUGAAUGCUGUGGAUACAUACCUCCUCACGCCAAACAAAGUCUACCCAGAAGCAUGGUCAGAGGACUACUGGCUCCGACAGACCAUAACCCUCUUUGUAGUCGUCAAUCUUGGAGGUGCUCUCCUAUAUUUUAUUUCAGCUGGGUUCAAUUAUGUCUUCAUCUUUGAUCAUCGACUGAUGCAGCACCCCAAAAUUUUAAAGAAUCAAAUCCAAAAAGAGAUAAUGUACACACUGUGGUCUAUUCCUUUCAUGGGCAUCCUGACAGUCGUCAUGUUUAUGCUAGAGGUCAGAGGUCAUAGCCAGCUUUAUGAUAGCUUCAGUGAGAGUCAGCUUGGAUGGCUUCGUCUGCCAUGGGAAGUGUUGUCAUUUCUUUUCUUCACUGAUAUGUGUAUCUACUGGAUCCAUCGCUAUCUCCAUCAUCCCCUGAUCUACAAACAUCUUCAUAAGGGCCAUCAUAUGUGGAAGGUUCCAACUCCAUUUGCUAGCCAUGCUUUUCACCCUAUUGAUGGCUUCCUACAGAGCCUUCCAUAUCAUCUUUAUCCUUUCAUCUUUCCCCUUCACAAAGGAGUUUACCUAACCAUGUUUGUCUUUGUUAACUUUUGGACAGUGAGUAUCCAUGAUGGUGAUUAUCGUGUGCCAGAUGCAAUAAAGCCAUUCAUUAAUGGUUCAGCCCAUCAUACAGAUCAUCAUCUCUUCUAUAAUUAUAAUUAUGGUCAGUUUUUCACCCUUUGGGAUAGGUUGGGAGGAUCCUUCAGAAACCCCUCUUCAUUUGAGGGUAAUGGCCCUUUAGAAGAUGUCCUUAAGCUUGCUAACACUGGGCCUCUUUCCUGUCAGAGCAAGGCAAAAUCAGAGAUGAAUCUAGGUCCCUCUAGUGAAGAAAACAACUACAAUCUUCGGAAACGCUAGGUGAUCAUUUAAUUCAUUCAUGACAGUGAUUUUUGAAGAGCUAAAUUGAUCAGCUAUUUCUCUAACUAGCACAGCUGUUAUUUUCUGGUAUCAAUUGAAUAUACGCUUUCCUAAUGUUGGUAUUGUAGCUGAAAAGAAAAUAAAAGGACAGAAAUGGUUUUGUUUUUUAUUGACAUCUUUGAAUGUUAAACAGUGAAUUUGUACUUUCUAAUGGUUCUCCAAUUAAGUGAUAUGCAUACAAAUUGUUUAAUGAAAAUUUGGGGCAACAUAUAUGUAUGACAUUAUUUGAUAUAUCAAGUGUGUGCAAUUUUUGAAGAAUUUGUGUUCUAUCUGUUUAUGCAUGGGGUAAAUACUGUAGAACUGUGAAUUCGAAGUUGUUGGGCCUAAUCACAAAGUAUGGUGUUUUUACUUGAAGGAGAUAAAUAAUCAUGAAAAGUUGAUUUCAUGUAAAUCCAUACAUUGAUUAUACAUGCAGAUAUAUGAGAUAUGCUUAGGGCUUGUUUGGGGCAAUUCCAGCAUAGCGCACAUGACAUUUAGAACAUUUUCAUUAAUUUAAGAGUUUAACAAAAAAUUAAGAGUCCUAAAACUUAGUUCAGUCACACACAUUUGACUAUCGGUGUAAAUUUCACAGUAUGAAACAGAAUAGUUCAGAACAGAAAUAGACUCCUCAUAACCUUAAUUGACGUUACACAAAUGGACAAGGAUUUUUAGCUCACUGUUUUCAGUUUGAAUAGUCAGUCAUUUUGGGGGAAUUCAACAAACUUAGUUUGUGUAUUAACAAAAGCUUUUAAUCAUACUCUAAACACAGAUACACAACAAUUGGAUAUAUUUAUUUUUCUUGCAAUAGCUAGAUAUUUAGCGUAACAGACAGGACAUUUUUGUCUGCAUUUUAUAAACGCCUAUUUAUGUAGCUUUGCUUUAAGAAGUUCAAUGUUUUAUGAAAAGCUUAUCAGUAUUUAUCUUUGAUCCCUUCAACAUAAUUUAUUACCAAAUAAUCAAAUCUUAAGUGCUUGUGUGAAUUAAUGAGAUAAAAAGAUUGUAUAUUGUGACUAAAAAUGUUGCUGUAUUUGCCCUUAAAUUAAGGGUAUUUAAAAAAAAAAAAAA
This is a messenger RNA of Strongylocentrotus purpuratus (purple sea urchin), 2249 nucleotides long. RefSeq names its product lathosterol oxidase (gene sc5d). Bases 228 to 1145 code for a protein of 305 amino acids. Lineage: Eukaryota; Metazoa; Echinodermata; Echinoidea; Camarodonta; Strongylocentrotidae. The record is from RefSeq and is a predicted model, not a curated record. The transcript has 5 exons. Gene Ontology annotation, molecular function: iron ion binding; oxidoreductase activity.